CGUCGCUUGUUGACGUCGUCAUCAGGCGGCGCACAAAGUGCGGGGACAGCAACACGUUUUCCAGUCCAUUUUAAUGCCGCUCGCUCGUCCGCUUCUCUCCCGUCUGACAGCAUAAGAUGUCGUCACUGCUCAAAGUGGAUAAUGAAAUUAAGACAAAGGUUGAUGCAUUUAGAGAGCGUAUCACUGCAGAGGCCGAGGACCUAGUUGCUAAUUUUUUCCCAAAGAAGUUAUUGGAACUCGACCUCUUCCUCAAGGACCCCAUCAUCAACAUAGUGGAGAUGAAGGACAUCCAUUCAGAGAUCAACCUGACGGUGCCUGACCCCAUCCUGCUGUCAAACCUCCAUGACGGGAUUGAUGGACAAAACUCCAAAAAGAGGAAGCUGGAGGAGGAAGAUGCGGUGGACAAGGUGACUGGCACCAAGGUGUUUGUCAUGCCGGGAGGGAUGAUGAAGAGCAACAGCAACCUGGCUGUUCUAAUAGAAAAGGUCAAGCCGGAGAUCCGGACGCUCUUAGAGAAAUGUAACACAGUGAAAAUGUGGGUGCAGCUGCUGAUUCCCAGGAUAGAGGACGGCAACAACUUUGGUGUGUCCAUCCAGGAGGAGACUGUUGCUGAACUCCGAACAGUGGAAGGGGAGGCGUCUUGUUACCUGGACCAGAUAACCAGAUAUUACAUCACUCGGGCAAAGCUGGUUUCUAAAAUAGGAAAGUACCCGCAUGUGGAGGACUAUCGGCGCACGGUGACGGAGAUCGACGAGAAGGAAUACAUCAGCCUGAAGAUCAUCGUGUCAGAGCUCAGAAAUCAAUACGUGGCGCUACAUGACAUGAUCCUGAAGAACAUCGAGAAGAUCAAGAGGCCUCGCAGCAGUAACGUCGAAGCCUUGUACUGAUCGCCAACGCCAUGCCAAUCUCCUGUGGCCCCGCCCCCUUAGAGGCUCCCUCAUUUCAGUACAAUCAACCAAACACGGACACCACUCUUGGGUUUUUUAUUUUCGUCUUUUAAACAUUUCUUUGGGAGGAGUCUUUUUUUAAUUAAAGUUAUGUACGCACAUGUUGGUGGAAUUGUUUCAUUUAUAGCUCUUCUAUUUAGUUCUGUAUCUGAAGGCUCCACAUCAAAUGUUUUAUGUCGUAUCGUCUGCUUGUAGCUCCAAAUAAAUUACCUGCGUGUCACAAAAUAUUGAUUCUAUUGAAUAAACAUUUUUGUAAGAAA
This is a messenger RNA of Nerophis lumbriciformis (worm pipefish), 1207 nucleotides long. The record is from RefSeq and is a predicted model, not a curated record. Lineage: Eukaryota; Metazoa; Chordata; Actinopteri; Syngnathiformes; Syngnathidae.